This is a messenger RNA of Ceratina calcarata, 434 nucleotides long. Its product is annotated as chymotrypsin inhibitor-like. The transcript is spliced from 3 exons. The record is from RefSeq and is a predicted model, not a curated record. Bases 101 to 352 code for a protein of 83 amino acids. NCBI's taxonomy places the organism in Eukaryota, Metazoa, Arthropoda, Insecta, Hymenoptera, Apidae.
CUACCUAAUACCGAAAACCAGCUGGUUUGCAUAAUCCAAACAGUUAGUACUAAACGCUGAGCUGUUAUACACGCGAGGACUACAAGAAAAAAGGAAAAUCAUGCAGAAAUUCGUAUUGCUAUUCAUACUUCUAGUUGUGGCCUACGUGAGUGCCGAAAGUAAAACAGAAAUGUGCAAGAAACUUGGAAACGAAACUUGGGCAUCAUGCGGAGCACAGUGUGAACCACUCUGUUCCGAGCCGGGCGUAAAGCCUGAUACUUGUGGCGAAUUGCCAUGUAAAGGAAGUUGCCGUUGCGCAAAGGAUUAUAAUAGAAACAGCGAAGGCAAAUGCGUUUUGGCUAAGGAUUGUUAACUACACCGCGUUUUCGUAUAUAUUAAUCAACUUAAUCACAUUGUUAACUUUUGCAAAGAAAUAAAUAUUGUUUAUUCAUUCA